Alternaria rosae is the source of this 573-nucleotide messenger RNA. RefSeq lists its product as uncharacterized. Lineage: Eukaryota; Fungi; Ascomycota; Dothideomycetes; Pleosporales; Pleosporaceae. The record is from RefSeq and is a predicted model, not a curated record. Bases 92 to 526 code for a protein of 144 amino acids. The transcript has a single exon.
GACGAAUGUAGCUUCUCCAAACAUCGCAGCAUCCACCGGCAGUACUAAUAAACGCAUCUUCAACUUCGGCUCCUGAAGAUCAAAACCACCCAUGAGAACAACAAGAGCUAUAGCACAAGCCUUACGUGCCCAUACAACUGCGUUCCGCCGUCCACAAAACUACUGCAUCCACGUUCCCCACCUACAAGUACGCGCGAUGUCAGACUCCACCAACUCAGCAAAUCCGUCCACUCUACAGGAUCCUCAGGACCAGACAUCGCAAGAAUCCAACAAGACCCCACUACCUCUUCCGGCACCCACGGCUGAAGAAGGUACCACGCAGAUCAACGUCGGUGGGCAAGCGGUCAAGCUGGAUCAUCUAGGCCCUCUGGUAGUAAAUAAGGAUGGCACACUGUCACGCAUCGCAAAUUGGGAGCAGAUGGCGGACAUCGAGAAGCAGAACACGUUGAGGAUUUUGGUGAAGCGAAACCAGUUGAGGACAGAGGCUUUGCAGGAGAAAGCGGAUGGGGAGGGAAACGGGGCUUGACUGAAAGCAUGGGUCACGGGCGGAAACACAUGUACACGUAUCGGGUA